AGGCUCUGAAUUAGAAUUUCGUUAGUUUUGAAUAUUCGAAUAUACGAAAUAGCUUAUUUUUGAAUACGCAUUGAAUACUACACAUUAACUAUUCGUAUUUGUAUUCAUAUUUGAAGCUUCAACUAUACGUCUACCCCUAGUUAUUACACAAAUGACCCCCUUGUGCGUGUCCCAGAUUGCGCAUGGGCUAGAAGCUGAUAAAAAGAAUUGUGUCUUCAGCUGCUGCUGAAGAGGUGUUCUUAUUCGUUAAGGUGUGAGAGAGUAGUAAAAAAAUUAAGAAGUUUGUUGCAAAUGACAUCCUGAUUAUGCACCUCCCAAGUCGUCAGCAUAUGUUGUUCGAGGAGAACUGAUUUUCUUCCUUUAUUACCUUUUGCUAUUUGUAUACAAGUGGCCUUUACGGAAACCACAGCGCUCACAAUUGCCUUGUGGAAUUGAUGCUGCAGUUUCUUUUUUUUUGUGUUUGUGUGUGUAUACAUCAGUUGAAUGUUCAUUUUCUUUCUUUUACUCUUUGCUUCCCUGGUGCUGCACUAGCCAGGUGUUGCGAGACGUCAGCCUGUAAGCCGGCAAAGGUCAAGUUGUGGCCAUCUGUAGUACAAGUGGCUCGGGGAAGAGCACACUACUCAACCUGGUUGUGCGCUUCUAUGACCCCUGUUAUGGCGAGAUUACUCUGGAUGGCGUGAACUUUAGGUCUUUGAGUGUACGGUGGCUGCGUUCCGAAGUUAGCCUUGUGAGCAAGAGGACAACUUUGUUCAACUACUUCAUUGCUGAGAGCACCCAAUUUGGCCAGGGGGAAACCACAAGGACUGAAGUUGUGGAGAUGGCCAAGCUAGUUGGCAUGCACAAGUUCAUCGUUAUUGUUCCUAAGACAUUCACCCUGGUUGGGCAAGAUAUGCCAGACGCUGCUUUGUUCUGGUCCAUGAUGUUCCUGGUCCUGGCAGCUGCUAGUGGUCUGGGGCACUUCUUCAGGACGGUGGGUUUAGGCAUUGCUGGUGAGAACCUGACAUUCCACCUACGGGUCGCUGUGUUGGCCAACAUACUGAGGCAACACAUGGGCUGGUUUGAUGAAGACUCCCAUUCCUCUGCCAAAUUGGCCUCUCGGCUAGCUACUGCCUGGCAGUAAUGUUCACAGUGCUCAUAAUGCUUGGAGCAAGCUUGGCAUUGGCCUUUGCCUUCCGCUGGAAACUGGCCCUGGCCCUGAUGGCCAUUGUGCCCAUUCGGGCCCUGGCCGGUGGCCUUCAGCUGUGUGUUGAAAAGGCCUCCCAGCGUCGCGAUGCACACCUCAUGACUCAUGCUAUUCA
Messenger RNA from Dermacentor silvarum, 1298 nucleotides. Its product is annotated as multidrug resistance protein pgp-1-like. Gene Ontology annotation, biological process: transmembrane transport. Bases 818 to 1120 code for a protein of 100 amino acids. Gene Ontology annotation, molecular function: ATP binding; ABC-type transporter activity. Gene Ontology annotation, cellular component: membrane. The record is from RefSeq and is a predicted model, not a curated record. The transcript is spliced from 5 exons. Lineage: Eukaryota; Metazoa; Arthropoda; Arachnida; Ixodida; Ixodidae.